Messenger RNA from Alosa sapidissima (American shad), 607 nucleotides. RefSeq names its product homeobox protein goosecoid-2. Gene Ontology annotation, molecular function: DNA-binding transcription factor activity, RNA polymerase II-specific; RNA polymerase II cis-regulatory region sequence-specific DNA binding. NCBI's taxonomy places the organism in Eukaryota, Metazoa, Chordata, Actinopteri, Clupeiformes, Clupeidae. Gene Ontology annotation, cellular component: nucleus. Bases 53 to 409 code for a protein of 118 amino acids. The transcript is spliced from 3 exons. Gene Ontology annotation, biological process: regulation of transcription by RNA polymerase II. The record is from RefSeq and is a predicted model, not a curated record.
CGCUCUUCAACCCACGUGCAUCUGCUGCUUGUGCUGUUGCCAGUGUGGGGAGAUGCUGCACACAGACUGCGUCCCAGCAACACCUUGCCCGUUCUCCUGGGUCAAACAGUGGUAUGCUGAGGCGCAUGUGGUGGAAGAGGGUUCUGAGGCGCUGCAUUUCGGGCAGGUUCAGAGACGCAUGCGGAGGCACCGCACCAUCUUUACCGAGGAGCAGCUCGAUGCCCUUGAGGAACUGUUUCUGCAAAACCAGUACCCUGACAUUAACACACGUGAACAACUGGCUCAACGCACUCACCUGCGUGAAGAAAGGGUGGAGGUAUGGUUUAAGAACCGAAGAGCGAAGUGGAGAAGGCAGAGAAGACACUCAUUUGGCCUGCAAGACCCAGCACACUGGAGAUCUGACCUCUAGCCUGCAAAAAAAACAUUAAAAUGGCAUUCAUGUUUGCAUUUCCUGAUUAAUUGGUCUUGUUUUACUCUGACUCUGACACAGUGAAGGAAAAGAAAAAAGAAAUAGCCUGGUUGUUGUUGUUUUGUUCACCUGAAUGAAUGAAAUAGCCUGGUUGUUGUUUUGUUCACCUUUCUUUGUAGUAGGCCUAGCCUGUUCAUC